AUGCCGUACUAUGGUCAUGUUCGCCCUUCGGCGGAUUAUUUCAACAGCAAUCUCAUUUUGCAGAACUUUGUAGUGGCAGACAUCAGCAAUGGUGUCAACAACGUGUAUUUCUAUGACGAGCGAGCGCAAGGAAAAUAUGCUAAUGCGCUAUGUAGCUUACGCUUGAACUACCCUCUUUCAAUUAUAUCACGGGCUAAGCACAACGAGGUCGCACCUCCUGAAGUGAGCUUCAGUACAUUGGACAAUUGUGUGGGGCAGAACAAAUCGAAAGCAGUUUUAAUGUUCUUCGCAUUUCGUUCGGUGGUAUUUCCCUACAAGAAAGUAGUGCUUUGUUAUUUACUACCUGGACACUCUCACAAUAUUGCUGACCGCGUUAUUGCUUGGUGUCGACGGGCAACUCGAGGAUUGAACUUAUAUACACCAAAAAAAUUGAUUAAAGAGGUGAACAAGGUGAAAAGGGGUGUGUUUUUAGAUCACACUGAUGCCAAUCGACCAUUCUAUGUGGGCUGGAACGAGUUGUUGAGCAAAUACUUUAUCCCACCGCCUGGGGAUUACACCUCAAACUACCUUUUUGAGAUUGAUUGUGGAGUUUGUACUGCUCGUAGUACAGCAGGAACACAAUUUUUAAGCCGAGCAAGUUAA
Messenger RNA from Phytophthora infestans T30-4, 642 nucleotides. RefSeq lists its product as uncharacterized. The coding region runs from base 1 to 642 and encodes 213 amino acids. The record is from RefSeq and is a predicted model, not a curated record. The transcript is spliced from 3 exons. NCBI's taxonomy places the organism in Eukaryota, Oomycota, Peronosporomycetes, Peronosporales, Peronosporaceae.